AUGCCAUCAGCAGCUGGUCUCCGAAUACACGAGAAUCAUUUACCUACCUUCAUGUCAGUGUAUGGCAUGAAUUCAAACAUGAUGGACGAUUCAGCGUUAGGCGGCACUCCCACCAAAUUAUCGGCUAGUCUGUAUAACAAUCAACAAACACACCAAAUUCCGGAAGUCAAGACCGAUAGCAACCUACUUCAAAUACAUUCCCAUCAACAUCGGGAAAGCACUUCAACACAAGCAUCCGAUUCGACGGACUCUUCUCCAACCACAACAGUGUCGACGAUAGACUCAUCUUCACUAUCAGAUCCAUCACCAAGUUCGUCACCCGAAUCACCAAUCACUAUCGUCCCAUUAUCCUCAUUCACCGGAUCUUCGUUUGGCCUAGAUUCUUUCCAAAAUCUGAAGAUGGGUGAAAUAGAUACAAGGCCGCCGCCCAUCACCGUUGAACGGCCUAUGACUUCGCCUUCCCCGAGGAAAAAGAAUCCCAAAAGUCUUGCUCUAAAUCUCCGACCAAGCAUUGAUGAAUUCGCCUCAGAGCCACCUUCCCCGUCUUUUAUCAAACCACCGCCACUGAAGGCUAGGAGAAAGCCAAGUCUUUUAAGUUUAAAUACGGGAACAGCGAAUAUGACCUCGGAACCUUUGGGACAACCGGGAACCUCAUCAAUGCUGCAACGCAGAGGGUUAAAACACUCUGUCUCGUCGCCGCAAAUGCUUUCAAUGACCACACCAGGCUUCGGCCCUAGUGGUGGAAUGACGUUGGGUGAUCCUUCUAGGGGCUUUGGUGGUUCGAGGCUAAAAGAAUCUGGCCCGCCGAGGGAUACAUUCACCAUCAAUGAAGACGACGCACCCUCGCCAACAGGAGUUCAAAUGGCAACUCGAGCACCAGGCAUGUCUAUUGGCGGUGACUCGUUUGACAGACCACCUACAGGCGAGGACUGCAAGUCUCCAUCAUAUCCUGACGGUCCAAUUCUUAUGCACGAACCGACCAUCCAUCUAUAUUCGGAGCCUAAGAUGGAAGAGGCUGCAGAAUUUGAUGUUGUGAUUAAUGUCGCGCGGGAAGUCAAAAAUCCGUUCGAAGCAAAGCUUGGGGAGAUGAAGAGGGAGGAAGAGGAGAAACAGAAGAGACUCAGUCAUACCACUAUCGAAUCCAGGGACAACUUUGUGGAUUCCUACACCGAGAUACCUGGUACAGCUGGAACCAUUUCCUCCUUCCAAACUGCCUACGAGACUCAAUCGGCUGGUUCCGAAUCGAGCUCCACAGAAUCGUCCCCAUCCACACCACGACCUAGCACCUCGGAAAUGAAGAUUCCCGAGUAUAUACACAUUCCUUGGGAUCAUAAUACAGACGUGCAAGGUGAAUUGUGGGAUUUAUGCCAAACCAUAGAAUCAAGAGCUAAGGAGGGGAAAAGGGUUCUGGUGCAUUGUCAACAGGGUGCUAGCCGAUCGGCAACCUUGAUAAUAGCAUACGGGAUGUAUAUCAACCAGGACCUAUCAGCUAAUGAAGCAUACAAUUUGGCACAAUCGAAAUCACGUUGGGUCAAUCCAAAUAUGUCACUUCUCUUCUCCUUAAACGACUUCAAAAAAGUCAUCGAAAGAAAGAAGUUAGAGAAACAGACCGUCGAGGACAAGAAAAUGGUUGCUAAAAACGAAAGCCUGAGUAGGCACAGGCAAUCGUUAUCUGCCAGUGAUCUCGAUACAGCAUCGUCUGUCGGCCGUAACAGGGUUAAUUCUUCUUCUGUUUCGCCACCCAGAGAUUCAGCUGUCAGAGAGCCUGUGAUUCUGAAUCAUUCAGCCAAAGAAGAGAUAAAUUCUGGUUGCAAUUCUGCGAUUGAUCGUCUAAGUCGUUUUGACUUCGGAUUUGGUGACAUUCCACGAAUUGAACCCUUCACAAAGUUCGGAGAUAGUUCUGAAAUCGAGCGACUACCAUUACAGGAAACCAAAUGGCAGCUUGACAUGAUGUCCCCUCGACCACAGGAUGAUGACGCGCAAUCAGGUAUAAUGUCCCCUCGGAUAAGUGAGAUGACUCGCAAUCCUCUCGAACAUGCUUUUUCACGUGUCAUUCCACAAGAAUCUUCCAAGGGAACGCCCAGUCUUUUCUCUCCACGUGGCUUUGAUUUUCAGCGGACGGCAUUCUUCCCUCCAACCGUCGCAAUCCAUCCAAACCUUCCACCUGCUCAAGAUCCUCGAAGUCCACCCAUAACAGGCGAAGCGACUAUUACUCGAUCUAUCGAUGACUUCCUUUGA
Molecule: messenger RNA, 2238 nt
Organism: Sclerotinia sclerotiorum 1980 UF-70
Lineage: Eukaryota; Fungi; Ascomycota; Leotiomycetes; Helotiales; Sclerotiniaceae
Exons: 1
Coding region: 1-2238 (745 amino acids)
Biological process (GO): negative regulation of MAPK cascade; protein dephosphorylation
Cellular component (GO): cytosol; cytoplasm; nucleus
Molecular function (GO): protein tyrosine/threonine phosphatase activity; MAP kinase tyrosine/serine/threonine phosphatase activity
Source: RefSeq, a predicted model, not a curated record